AUGGUUCAAGGCGACCGCGAGCACUCGUCGUCGUCGCAUCCGCCACGGAUUCACGGACUCAACGUUGCGUCGGAAUGCGCGCCACUGGAGAUUGUUUUCGAGGAUCCACGGCUGAAAAAGACGCCAGGAGAGCCCUCCCUGAAGCUCCCUAAUCAAUUUACGUCCCUUGUCGAGGGCUUGGCAAACGGCGACUCACAGAAGGAAAGGCGGCGACAGCAUGGGCUUGAUAGUGUAGAAAAACUCCGUCACAAGAUGGCGCGGCUUAGAAACAUCGACCUGGUUCGUCGCCCACACCAGGCACCAACCCUUGACUGCUGGGAGCAGCUGGUCGUCAUCGCUGCCACUGUGGUGGACCUUCAUCUUGGUGAAGAGGACACUGCAUCGCUAACAAUCAAUUCACUGAAUGGAAGGGAGUUAUCACACGACACAAUACUCAGGGACAGAAAGGCUGCUCGUCAGGUAGUGAAGUUGAUCGAUGCCAUGAACUUGUACUGGAAGCAUGACCUUGCUUUUGAUUUGCUUGUGCUCCUUGAUACCCCCUUGUCAAUUCUUCGUCAGCAGAGUGUCCACCAGUUUCAAGGGCUGGAGCGCUUGCUCCGCGGAUGCACACCCUCUGCCGAACUCCAGUACUGUCUCAGGCUUUACAUUCCCUUCCUGGUCAUGCUUCUACGGCCCGUCUACAGCCUUUUUGAGGUACAAGAUGCUUUAAACACAUCUCUCCUCCAUGAAAGCGACUAUGAUGCCUUCUUGGAGGUAGUCGCGUUGAGAUACGACCCAAUCAAAGACACCUGGAUGCCAAAAUAG
Messenger RNA from Fusarium coffeatum, 804 nucleotides. RefSeq lists its product as uncharacterized. The transcript is spliced from 2 exons. Bases 1 to 804 code for a protein of 267 amino acids. Lineage: Eukaryota; Fungi; Ascomycota; Sordariomycetes; Hypocreales; Nectriaceae. The record is from RefSeq and is a predicted model, not a curated record.